AGGCGCUGGACCUGACGAUGAACCGCAUCCGCGAGGUGCCGGCCGGCGCCUUCGCGCGCUACCCGUCGCUGGAGCUGCUCUACCUGGACGACAACGCCGUCGCCGUCAUCGAGGACGGCGCCCUCGACCCGCUCGCCAGCCUGCGCGUGCUCUCGCUCGCGCUCAACAGCAUCGUCGAGGUGCCGCGUUCGCUGCUGCGGCUGCCGUCGCUGCAGCGCCUGGUGCUGUCGCGCAACCCGCUGGCGCCCGAGUCGCUGGCGGCGGCGCUGGCGGCGGCGCCCGAGGACGGCCCGCUGCAGGUGCUGGCGCUGGCCAGCUGCCGCCUGCGCGCGCUGCCGCCCCUGCAGCGCCUGCCGCGCCUGCGCGAGCUCAACGUCUCCGGCAACCCGCUCGACAAGGUGAGCGCGGCGCAGCUGGCGCCGCUGUGCAGCCUGCGCGUGGCGGCGCUGGGCGACGCGCACGCCACCGUAGACUUCUGCGACUGCGUGCUGCUGCGCGAGUGGAGCGAGCGCGACGGCUUGCAGCUGCACCCCCCGCAGGCCCUCGACUGCGCCGGCCGCGACGGGGAGCCGGCGGAGGUGGCGCGCUGCGCCAACAGCUCGGCGGCGCGGGAGGCGCAGGCGCUGCGCGCGCAGUGCGGGCGCACGCUGCAGGCUCAGGAGCGCGACGCGCAGCGGCGGCGCCUGUGGGCAAAAAGCUGUGAUGAAGAUGAGGAGGAUUUUGCUCCCAUGACAAAGAAGUACACCAAGUAAUUGUGUUAAGAAGCAGAUCUUGGGUGAGAGUCCAUUGGAGAAUGUACAGAUGUAGCGGUCCAAGUGCAAUGUGGGGCAGUGCAAUGUGUUCAUCAUUUUAACAUUUCCCCUUCAAUCAAGUGUAUAUUAACCAGAGAAUGCUGUGUUUUAACAAAACAAUGUUGGAAUGUAAUGAUCUUACAUUUUAAAUCCUUCAAGAAUCUUUGCUUUUUCCAUGAUCCAACAUUAACAAUGACCAUGAAAAGAGGAAAUGAAGUUUUAAGAAAUACACUGUUGUGUGUAUUUCGCAUAUAAAACCAUAUUGUUCUUCUCAUUUGUAACAUACUAUUUGAAAUUGAAACCAGUAUGUGUGUGAGUGAAUAUUGACUCAUAUUUUUGAAUGGUUGUGGAACAACUUGACAGACAAUUUGAAAGUGAAUUGUCAGAGCAACUCAAUUUGUUUGAAAAUAGACAAGAGUGAAAAUCUUAUCAGACUGUGGCUUGCUAGUCAUGCUUCUGCCAAUACUUCAGCAUUGUAAUUUUAGAGUGGAGCUUGAGGUUAUAUAAGUUUUUGGUGUUAUAAAAAGCUUUGUUUGUAGAACUUGCAAUUUAUUGUGCUCAAUGUGUUGGUAGAAUAUGCAUAAUGUUUUUGUACAUGUGUAAACAAUUUUAUUAAAUGUAAGAUAUUGUAGAAAUAAAACAAAUUCACAACUUUUAUUUAAAGAAAA
Messenger RNA from Gryllus bimaculatus (two-spotted cricket), 1459 nucleotides. The record is from the annotation of a GenBank genome assembly. Lineage: Eukaryota; Metazoa; Arthropoda; Insecta; Orthoptera; Gryllidae.